AAAACAGGAUGGUCUUUCAGGUGAUGGCGUCCAAGCGGAUCUUGAAGGAGCUCAAGGAUCUCCAGAAAGAUCCUCCUACCUCUUGCAGCGCUGGCCCAGUUGCAGAAGACAUGUUUCACUGGCAGGCGACAAUCAUGGGUCCUGCAGACGGUCCCUACGCAGGUGGAGUGUUUCUUGUCACCAUACACUUUCCUCCAGACUAUCCUUUUAAGCCACCAAAGGUUGCAUUCAGGACAAAGGUGUUUCACCCAAACAUUAAUAGCAAUGGCAGCAUUUGCCUUGACAUUUUGAAGGAACAGUGGAGUCCUGCGCUGACCAUAUCGAAGGUAUUGCUUUCGAUUUGCUCCCUGUUGACAGACCCAAAUCCUGAUGAUCCUUUGGUGCCAGAGAUUGCCCAUAUGUACAAGACCGACAAGAACAAGUAUGAGACCACUGCAAGGAGCUGGACCCAGAAGUACGCCAUGGGCUAGUGUGCUGCUAGGACUCUGUGAGGACGGCAUCUUUCCCUUUGGCAUUGAUCUUUUGAUUAGACGUAUGAAUGGUAUUGUUGUGAUCUGUUCUUCACAUAAAUGGA
This is a messenger RNA of Rosa chinensis, 574 nucleotides long. Its product is annotated as ubiquitin-conjugating enzyme E2 10. NCBI's taxonomy places the organism in Eukaryota, Viridiplantae, Streptophyta, Magnoliopsida, Rosales, Rosaceae. Gene Ontology annotation, biological process: protein polyubiquitination. Bases 9 to 470 code for a protein of 153 amino acids. The record is from RefSeq and is a predicted model, not a curated record. The transcript has a single exon. Gene Ontology annotation, cellular component: nucleus. Gene Ontology annotation, molecular function: ubiquitin conjugating enzyme activity.